This is a messenger RNA of Gigantopelta aegis, 2156 nucleotides long. Its product is annotated as hematopoietically-expressed homeobox protein hhex-like. Lineage: Eukaryota; Metazoa; Mollusca; Gastropoda; Neomphalida; Peltospiridae. The record is from RefSeq and is a predicted model, not a curated record. Gene Ontology annotation, molecular function: DNA-binding transcription factor activity, RNA polymerase II-specific; RNA polymerase II cis-regulatory region sequence-specific DNA binding. Gene Ontology annotation, biological process: regulation of transcription by RNA polymerase II; cell differentiation. The coding region runs from base 376 to 1302 and encodes 308 amino acids. The transcript has 4 exons.
CGGGUUGACGAAGAUACCCGAGAUACGGCGGCCAUUAUACACUGACAGCGGAUUGGACCAGAUGGUCAUUUUGGUGACUGAUGGCGGUUUCUAUUGGAUCAUUGCUUUGCUGAAAACCAUCCUAUACUUUCUAUUGGACACUUCGUAGCAGAAAUCAAACAUCUAUAUGAGCUGACAGCUGAACGCGCCACAUACUAGAAGGGCUAUUGUAUAUUUAAUAACAACUCGUUGUUUGACAAAGAUCGUCACAGUGUUUAGUCCCCUGAAUUAUGGGUGACACUAGGGACAAUAAGUAACCAGGGGUUUACAGAUAGGAAAAGGUGAAUAUUUUUCCCCAUCAAAGAUUGGAACAAGAUUUUUGGAAGUUAGUCGCAGAUGGCAGCGGAAAUAAUGCAAUCUCUACCACUGUCUUAUGCGAUAACUGGAUUGUCACAGCAUAGCCAGGGCCUGGCUCCCGUGUUUCAGGGGAUACACGCAGAAGGACUGGGGAUGGGUCUGCCGGGACUCUACCACAGCCUGCACGUCGCCAAAGAAGCCACAUCCCACAGACGACCUCACAGUUCUGGGCAGACGUCGUUUGGAAUAGAUGACAUUUUAGGCAACUCUAGACCUAGCGUGAGUGGAGCUAACAAUGUUCCUGCGAAACCCACCCCACUCAGUCCCUUGGCGAUGCAUUCAGGGCCGGUGCAUACGUUCCCCUCGAGUCAGGGACAGACUAUGACCUCUCUAUCGCAUGCGUUUUCUCCGUCCGUGUACAAGCCAGUGGCGGUGUACGAUCCCACUAUGUUUCCAGGAGGAUAUGUUGGGGCGCACACUCUUCUUGGUGACGUUUACGGGGUUUCGGCGUACCAGCGGGCAGAGUUGUCCUUCUUGGAGGGUAGACAUCAUGCUUUCUCCAAAGUGUGUCCCAGGUCGUUUCUGUGGAACCCGUAUGUGUCGCGCCCGAUGCACAAGAGGAAAGGUGGGCAGGUGAGAUUCUCCAACGACCAGACACUGGAACUGGAGAAAAAGUUCGAAAGUCAGAAAUAUUUAUCUCCACCAGAACGAAAGAGAUUAGCCAAGUUACUGCAGCUAACAGAACGUCAGGUGAAAACGUGGUUUCAGAACAGAAGAGCAAAAUGGCGGCGACUAAAGCAGGAUUCGCCGACAUGUGAAGAAGGCAAGAAGGAAUCCCAAGACGCGGAACUGACGUCAUCACAUGACAUCUCGGCAAUAUCUGAUGAAACAGGAAGUCACGUGAGUGAUGACGACCUGAUAUCUGAUGACGAUAUUGACGUAGAAAACGAAGCUGAAGGCACGUGACCGAAUUCAUCGAAUCCAGUGUGUGUCCAUACGAUUCAAUAGCCGUUACGUUACGAACUUCAACCAAUACAUUAUUUACACGUGAUUAGCUUACGUCAGUAUGAGUCCCUCCAUUUUGUGUUUAGCUUUAAAAGACGAUUAAUCUGUGAACUAUGUCAGCAUCGACUCUACUGUGACGUCGACCAUCCCUUUACAUUUUUGUGCUAUAUUAAAUCCUUGAUGGUCGUCGUUACAAUAGUAACAGGAGCGGAUACAAUAUUUGUUCUAGGAAAGGUGUGCAACAUUAAAUAAUGGGACUUACAGCGUAACAAAGUACACUAACAUACGUUGUGUAUCCUCUUCCCCAUUCAUUGAUCAUAUACAUUCGUUAACACAAGAUUUUCGGGACAUAUUGGUGUUCAAGGGAAUGAAUUCGCACAACAGCAUUCUGUUGGUUCUGCGCCUGAAGGAGAUUCCAGAUGACAAAUUACACGAAGUUUACUGAUCUCCUGAAGUAUUACCCGCAGUUCCUGAUAGCCGUGUUCUUGUUACAGAACUAUGACAACGUGUCGUGGUCGUAUCAACCCGAUUAGUUUACACAGAAGUAUGUAUCAGUUUAUGAUGAACUACAAACCAAAGAAAAUCCAUGACAUUUUAAAAUGACAUGUGAUAACACAAAACUUUAAGAAACUAUACUGUUGGUGUGUGUUUACCCACCUAUGGACUAAAACACUGAUACUCUACUGAUCAAUUUAAAAGUAUCCAUUGUGUUUACUUUACCUGUCAGUAGCGACACGCGUUAACUACAACAACAUGUUCUUGUAUAAAUAUUGAUAUGUAUAGCUGUGUGAUGAAUAAUAAAUCAAUAAUAUUGA